AUGGUGGUGCCUCUUGUCAUGGCGUGCAGGUGGAGAGCAAAUUCCAGGCAACACCCAAGCUCUGGAGGCUUGAGAGCCUACAUGUCACUCCCUCUCUUCUUCAUCCUAAUAACCACAGAGAACUCAGUGGGUGCUGCUCAGUUGGAGAAUUCUACUUUCCCAGGCACUGUCUCUUGCCAUGAAGAUGGAAUGAUAAUGGCAUUACCAAGAGAUUUUGGUGCCAAGAAAUGGCAUGCAUCUGUGGUGGAUUCCCUUGGUCUUGAAGUAAUGAACUGUACUUACAUCCUGGACCCAGAAAAUCUCACCCUGAGUGCCCCAUAUGAAAAUUGUACCAGAAAAGUGCAUAAUGAGUACCAGAUGACCAUCAGACUCAUGGACAACAAUGCUACUACAAGCCACAGAGCCACCACAUAUCAGAUCAGCUGUCCAAUUAUGAAACCACAAAAGCGCCUGUCCCAAUGGAUUAUAGGAUCCACAAACUGCAUGAAGGAUUUCAUGUCUAGAACUCUUCUGCUGGGAUGGAUCCUUAACAUCGGUGAGGGUCCAGGCCGAAAUCUGACCCUUGGGGAAGCCAUGAAACAAGGAUACACUGCCCUGAUUGACAGUGGCAAGCUGAUGCUCCAAGUGUCAUUCAAUGCUACUGGAGUGACUCACUAUAAGCAAGAUAACAGUCAUCUCUAUAUGGUACCUCUGAUGCUUAUAUAUGAUUCUCCGGGGCAAAUAAUGAUAUUUCGGACACGAAUGAUUUGCGUGACAGAUCAUGUGACAUGUAAUGCCACACACAUGACUCUCACCAUACCAGAAUUUCCUGGGAAGUUAAAAGCUGUGAGCACUGAAAAUGGGGACAUUGAAGCGAGCCAGUUGCAUGACAAUGGGAUUGAUGUAGAAACAACAAAUGGCUUGAGACUGCAUUUCAGUAAAAGCUUCUUCAAAACAAAAAUGUCUACAACAUGUCUAUCCUUUCAGUUCUAUAUCUCGCUCAAGCUGACUUUUCGCUUUAAUCAGGAGACUGUCUCCAUGGUAAUUCAUCCUGAAUGUCCCUGUGAAUCACCAGUUUCUAUAGUUACAGAUGAGCUGUGUACACAAGACGGCUUCAUGGAGUUGGAGAUCCACAGCCACCAAACUAGACCAGCUCUUGACUUGGAUACCCUCAGAGUGGGAGACUCAUCUUGCCUGCCUGUCUUCAAGGCUCAGUCUCAGGGGCUGGUACGGUUUCACAUACCCCUGAAUGGAUGUGGAACAAGACAUGAGUUUAAAGAAGACAAAGUCAUCUAUGAAAAUGAAAUACAUGCUCUCUGGGCAGAUCUUCCUAGCAAAAUUUCCAGAGAGAGUGAAUUCAGAAUGACAGUGAAGUGCUAUUAUAGCAGCAGUGAUGUGCUAAUAAACAUCAAUGUUGGAAAUCUUCCUCCUCCACUAGCUCCAGUGAAGCCAGGUUCACUUGCUUUCAUCCUGCAAACCUACCCAGAUAACUCUUACCAACAACCUUAUGGUGACCAUGAGUACCCUUUGGUUAGGUACCUCCGCCAACCAAUUUACAUGGAAGUGAAAGUCCUAAACAGGACUGACCCCAAUAUCAAGCUGGUCAUAGAUGACUGUUGGGCAACAGCCACCAUGGACGCAGCCUCUCUCCCCCAGUGGAAUAUUAUUAUGGAUGGCUGUGAAUACAACCUGGAUAACUACCAAACCACCUUCCAUCAAGUGGGUUCCUCUGUGACCCAUCCUGAUCACUAUCAGAGGUUUGAUGUGAAGACCUUUGCCUUUGUCUCAAGAACUCAAGCAUUGUCUAGCCUGGUGUACUUCCACUGCAGUGCCUUAAUCUGCAACAGUCUCUCUCCUGAUUCCCCUCUGUGUUCUGUGACUUGCCCUAGACCAUUGAGGAGGAGGAGAGACACAGGGGCCACCGAAGAAGAGAAAGCAACCGUAAGCCUCCCGGGACCCAUCCUCUUGUUAUCAGACAGCCCUUCACUCAGAGAUCUUGGGGACUCUAAAGGACACAGGACCACUGAAGACAUCAGUUUUAAAUCAAUGGUUGUCAUGGCUGCCUUAGCAGGUGUUGUGGCAACUCUAAGCCUUGUUACUUAUCUACACAAGAAAAGAACCAUGAGUCCCUAA
Messenger RNA from Orycteropus afer afer, 2112 nucleotides. It is a transcript of the gene ZP2, whose product is annotated as zona pellucida glycoprotein 2. Gene Ontology annotation, molecular function: acrosin binding; structural constituent of egg coat. Gene Ontology annotation, cellular component: egg coat. Bases 1 to 2112 code for a protein of 703 amino acids. The transcript is spliced from 17 exons. NCBI's taxonomy places the organism in Eukaryota, Metazoa, Chordata, Mammalia, Tubulidentata, Orycteropodidae. Gene Ontology annotation, biological process: binding of sperm to zona pellucida; prevention of polyspermy. The record is from RefSeq and is a predicted model, not a curated record.